This is a messenger RNA of Mesocestoides corti, 648 nucleotides long. The record is from the annotation of a GenBank genome assembly. NCBI's taxonomy places the organism in Eukaryota, Metazoa, Platyhelminthes, Cestoda, Cyclophyllidea, Mesocestoididae.
AUGUAUCCCAACGUUUUUUACUACUUGGGUUAUUUGCGUGAGGAUGUUGGGCUGUACAAUGUAUUCACUGUGGGACUUCCCGCUUCCAUCAUUGGCUCAGCCAUUAAGUCGUGGGUUUGUGAGUACUAUUUACAAAAAAACGUGAUUGGAUACUUCUACAAGAAGUCAGUCAUCGAAACGCAAAAGGGCUGGAAGGUGUUUUUCCAGGAGACCUGCAAGUUGACGGCAGGUCGUUGCCUCGGCCUCAUAGCGAGCUACCCUCUGCAAGUAAUAAUGAUCCGUCAAAUCGCCCAGCACGUUGGCAAGGAAACCCUCUACAACAGUAUUCUGAAGGCUUUUGUCGAGAUUAACGUCAACGAGGGAUUGCCUGGCCUGUUUAGGCAAGUGCUACUGCACUCUCAAGUACAGCACCGUAAAACCCAGGUACACACGCUAGGGAACAUCACCUCGAAUGCUUGCGAUGUCUCGCUUUUUCUCUCUGCCUUUUCUAGUGGUCUUAUUCCCCGGCUUUUGGGUGAAAUUAUCACCGUCUGGCUAACCGCUGGCCUCGCCUACGCCCUGGAUACUUAUAUUUUUACCGAGGACAUUGAUUAUAAAAUCAGGGAACAGUCGCCGUAUGUUGCUAGUGUGAGUACUCUCUUAGCCUAA